Molecule: messenger RNA, 432 nt
Organism: Acanthisitta chloris (rifleman)
Lineage: Eukaryota; Metazoa; Chordata; Aves; Passeriformes; Acanthisittidae
Product: heparan sulfate glucosamine 3-O-sulfotransferase 3B1-like
Molecular function (GO): [heparan sulfate]-glucosamine 3-sulfotransferase activity
Source: RefSeq, a predicted model, not a curated record
CCAUGCAUCCCGUUGCGGCCGCGGGCACAUGGGGCAGCGCUUGAAUCGCUGCCUCGAUGUCCCCGUGGCGUUGCCGCCGCUGAGGCGGAGGUUGCUGCUCUUUUCAUCAUGCUCUUCCUCUGGCUUUAUAUGUUUUAUUCGUGCGCUGGCUCCUGUGCUGGGCUGGCUGCUCGCGGUUCUCCCGUUCCGCCCCGUGCUGUCUUGCCGGGUGAAGAGAGUAGUUUGGAGGAACAACGAGCCAUCUCCAGUCCCAUCUCUAGCUUCUUCAACGGCUCCGGCACGAAACGGCUGCCUCAGGCGAUCAUCAUCGGAGUGAAGAAAGGGGGAACGCGGGCGCUGCUGGAGUUCCUGCGGGUGCACCCCGACGUGCGAGCCGUGGGCGCAGAGCCACAUUUCUUCGACCGCAACUACGAGCGGGGACUCGCCUGGUAC